Messenger RNA from Lagopus muta (rock ptarmigan), 1513 nucleotides. RefSeq names its product acrosin-like. The record is from RefSeq and is a predicted model, not a curated record. Gene Ontology annotation, molecular function: serine-type endopeptidase activity. NCBI's taxonomy places the organism in Eukaryota, Metazoa, Chordata, Aves, Galliformes, Phasianidae. The transcript has 5 exons. The coding region runs from base 129 to 1187 and encodes 352 amino acids. Gene Ontology annotation, biological process: proteolysis; acrosome reaction.
UCCAGCUGCUGCCCGCACCCCCCCGCGCAGCCCCACGCGGUGGCACAGCCCUCGGAACCGACGGUUCUGUGACAUCAGCGCCGCGGACAACGGGCAGCGCUGCGUCGUUAGCGGUGAAGCCUGACGCGAUGGGCUGCCGUGAGACGUCGGGAGCGAUGCUGCUGCUCCUGCUGCUCCUCGUGGCCGCCUGCCGGCCGGCGCACAGCUUCUCCGGCAGCUGCGACACCUGCGGGCUCCGGCCCCUGGCUUAUCAGUACGGGGGAACGCGCGUCGUGGGCGGCACUGAUGCCCCACAGGGGGCCUGGCCGUGGAUCGUUAGCCUGCAGAGCACAUGGUAUGUCGGCACCGGACACAUAUGCGGAGGAUCCCUGAUUACGCCGCAGUGGGUCCUCACAGCGGCGCACUGCUUCGACCACGCAACCCCUGACACACCGUGGCACGUGGUGAUCGGUGGCCACGAUCUGAAACGCCUGGGCCCCGAAGCGGUCGUGCGCAACGUGGUGCGGGUAAUCCCACAUGAGUACUAUCACAGGAACACCAUGGCUAACGACAUUGCACUGCUCGAAUUGGACCAACCCGUCCAGUGCAGCUACUACAUCCAGCUGGCCUGCGUGCCCGACGCCUCGCUGCAAGUGUCAGAGCUCACAGACUGCUACGUCAGUGGCUGGGGACACAUGGGGCUGAGAUCUCUACAGGAAUACGUCGAACCGUACCGUGUCCUGCAGGAGGCCAAGGUGCAGCUCAUUGACCUCAACCUCUGCAACAGCAGCCACUGGUAUGCUGGGGCUGUCCAUAGCCACAAUGUGUGUGCUGGUUACCCGCAGGGCGGCAUCGACACCUGCCAGGGCGACAGCGGUGGUCCUCUCAUGUGCAAAGAUAAAACUGCUGACUACUUCUGGCUCAUUGGUGUGACCAGCUGGGGGAAAGGCUGUGGGAGAAUACAGCAGCCUGGAGUCUAUGCCUCCACUCAGUACUUUCGCAACUGGAUCCUGGUACAGAUGGGAUUGCUUCCAGCAGAAACGCCUACUUCAACACCAUACCCAGUCUAUACCUCAACCUCCUACCACAGGCCCAAACCAACGUACUCAAGCCCAUUUAGACCGUGCCCAUUUCCACGCCAGAAAGUCCUGGAUUUCUUUAAUCUGCUCCAGGAGCUCCUGCAGGGUUUAAGAGGAAAGAAAGCUUAAUUGGCUGCAUGGCCCACAGCAGGCUGCAAAGCACCACGACCCUUUUCUUUGGGAUGAUGCCCAACGGCACCCCAAGUGCCAAAGCCCUGCUCUGUCCCAUCCAUCCUCCUCUGACUGCACACAAACACUGAAGUUUACUUGGUUGGAUAAAUAAAGCUUAUUUUCACAGCUACCCGUGUCUCUGCUCAGUUCAAUCUCCUGUGCCAGGCAAAGGCUUCCACACCCUGCAAUGCAAAGCAAAGCUGCGUGCAGACUGCAGGCCACAAAAAGGAGAGAGUGGCCCACAAGGGCUGAAAUGGUGCCUGCUCAGGGAGGGGGGCACAAUG